Messenger RNA from Argiope bruennichi, 1463 nucleotides. RefSeq names its product sister chromatid cohesion protein DCC1-like. Lineage: Eukaryota; Metazoa; Arthropoda; Arachnida; Araneae; Araneidae. Gene Ontology annotation, cellular component: nucleus; chromatin; chromosome, centromeric region. The record is from RefSeq and is a predicted model, not a curated record. The transcript has a single exon. The coding region runs from base 154 to 1317 and encodes 387 amino acids. Gene Ontology annotation, biological process: mitotic sister chromatid cohesion; maintenance of mitotic sister chromatid cohesion.
AUGUUUUGGCAUCAGUAGUGACGCGCCAAUUUCUUCUUUGUAAACAGUAGUGAAGGGAAUAUUUUUCAGCCAAGUAUUUUAUGUGCUAUCAUUCUUAUUACGGGAUAAUUUUUGAAGUGUCGGUUCCUGAUUUGUUUGCUUUCAUAAUUUAGCAUGGCUGAAUCUGAUGACUUAGCAUAUGCCAAACGAAAAAUAAAUUUAGCUAGGUUGGAUGAAGCGGAAAUAAGCCCUUUAAUUCAAUCAUUAACUUUACAAGAAAGACAAGAUGAUAUAUGUCUUCUUCAGCUUAAUUCUGAAAUAUUAUCGAAUAUUUCUGAAGGGCAAACGCUGACAAUUAGGGGAGAAGUCGAUGAUUCUGCAGUACUCUGCAAUAAAAACAGUACUUACGAACUAAAGGAAGCAGAAACAUCCAAUUCUCUGCUUCUUUUGCCGGAUAUGUUAUGGCCAGAAACAUGUGAAAAUGGACACAUUAAAGUUUUGCCGCAGAUUGUCAGUGGCGUUUUUCAUUACUACUAUGAAUUACGUGCUUUCAAGCCAAGUUUCAAAAAGCUUCGCUCCCUUUUGGAAAGAAAACCUUACCGAGGAAAAGAAUACGAAGACCCCCAGGAUUUACAGGAUAAAUUCACUUUUGAAAUGUUACUUGAUACAAUUCAAGCUAGUGAGGAAGAACUUAAAUCAGAAUUAACACAAGCUCAAGCUUGUUUUAUCAAUGGUUACGUUAGGAUUUUGGAUUUUGAUUAUAAAUUCAGUGUUUUCAGUAGCAUUUUGGAUGCCAUAGAAUUGAGAUCAUUGCCUCUAGAUAAAAUACCAAAACAACUUAUCAUAGAGACUUUGAAAGAUCUAGAAUCGAAAGAAAUAUUGGAAGAAUGCUUCUCAUGGUUUACAGAAGAAACUGGUCAGAUAGAUGAACAUGGGUAUAGUUUGUUUGCUUUCAGAGAAGAUUCUGUUUGUAAAUUGUAUGCAGAAGUGUUAUUGCGUUCAUCUGGAAAAUUCCAUCUUCAGGAUUUUCUGGAGAGUUGGCAGAGGAGUGUACCUGAAGGCAUGAAAUGCGAUUUGAAGCAGUUACGAGGACUUGCAUUGACAGAUCUUACUAACAGACCAGAAGUCAUCUUUCAUUUCCCUACUCAAAACUUGCCUGAAAAUAUCAAGGAACGGUUUGAGAUGUUGUUUAAAGUUAAGGAGAAAUGGGAUUAUGAUGAGAUUGUUCCAUAUCUUGAAGAUAGAACUUAUCCUGGUAAUGAUGUUAAAGCUUUGUUAAUCAAAUACACUCGUGAAUCUACAAAAGAUGGGAGAAAAAUGUACAGUUCAAAAUGGUAAAUUUAUAUGAUACAAUUGUUAGAAAUAUAUUUAAAUGUAGUUUACUCUUAUAUUAUAAGAGUUAUUAUUCCAAGUAUAUUAUGAAUGCUUCUUAAAUUAAGUAAUUAUACACACACAUAUAUAUAUAUAUGUAUAAAUAAAUAAAU